GGCACCAAAUGUCAAAUCAACGCCCCACGCGCAUUCGGCCCAAAUUGCUUUAGAGGGCAGCCUUCCUCCGGCUCCAAAAGAAAUGCAGUCCCUGGAUACGUGCCCUUUAAGAGGCGGACACGGAGGGGCGGGGCUCAAACCAAAACCCCGCCCAGGUAGAGAGGGCAUGCGCAUUGGCCACGCGGUUCCGGGUUCGGCUUUGGGAUCCCCAAGUCUUUCGCAGAUAAUUUGAGGUUCGGAGAGGGAGCGACCGCCCCCGAUACCUACCUAUUGUUUCACUUUCCUGGACCCACUGUGAAAGGCCUGGCGUCGGACCGUUGGCAGUUUCCCCGAAGUCCCCAAUUUACAACCAAGGGGACUGAUCGAGGAGACAUUUAGGACUGGAGCGGGCGCGGCAAGGAUGGGUCUGGUCCUGUAGUGCAGGUGAGGACGUGCAGACUCAGAGCGUGGACGGGGUCGCGCCGCUGUGGCUCUGUUGGCGCCGGGAUUCGAACCGAGGGUGCGCCCAGCUCAGCUCUGCGAGGCCUUGUAGAGGCGAGAUGACCCACUCUUUGGUUUGUGGGGAAACAGUGACCAGGGUGAGUUCGGUGCUGAAUCGCAACACCCGGCAGUUUGGAAAGAAGCACAUGUUCGACCAGGACGAGGAGACGUGCUGGAACUCCGACCAAGGCUCCUCGCAGUGGGUGAUCCUCGAGUUUCCCCAGCGCAUCUGUGUUUCACAGCUACAGAUCCAGUUCCAGGGGGGCUUCUCCAGUCGCCGGGGCCACCUGGAAGGUUCCCAGGGGAAGGAGGCGCUCACUAAGAUCGUGGACUUCUACCCUGAGGACAACAACUCACUUCAGACCUUCCCUGUGCCAGCUGCCAAGGUGGACCGGCUGAGAGUGACAUUUGAGGAUGCCACUGACUUUUUUGGCCGCAUGGUCAUCUACCAUCUGCGGGUGCUGGGGGAGAAGGCGUAAGGCUACGGGAGGCUGCCUUCUCCAGGAAGCCUUGGGGAAGCAUAGCAACGUGUUCAAGUUCUGCACAGAAGGUUUAUUGGUUCCUCUUAGGAAGGGUCCCCUCCCACCAUCUGUCCAGGAGCUGCCUUUGAAGCCAGUUCUGGGUUCCCCCAGCUCUGGGUCAACCAGUUUGUUCCCUGAGUGUCUGAGUCCCUGGCAGGUGGCCUUCACUCAGGAUCAGUGGGCACCAGGUUGCUCUGGAAAAGCUUGAGGAUGUGGUUCUCGAUCACCUGUUGCACUGAAAACAGGACAGGGACAAGUCGGGCCAUGAACCGAGUGGAGGCUGCAGAGACAUGGGCCCACGGUGUGCGAGCUGGGGUGUGCUACCCUGAGAACUGCCCCCUCCCCAUGGGAUGAACAGAGGCGUCCCAGCCCUGGCACCUGGGUGGAGGACCCACUUCCUACGUGGGGACGUCCAGAUCCUUCCCAAGCACAGCUGGGAAGGCCGAGGCCCCCAUCUCAGGAACCUCAACUUCCCCUGUUUGUAAAAAUGCAUUUCUAGAGUCUGCAGAAUCAUAAAAAUCUUUCUUACCCAACAAAA
Molecule: messenger RNA, 1539 nt
Organism: Manis javanica (Malayan pangolin)
Lineage: Eukaryota; Metazoa; Chordata; Mammalia; Pholidota; Manidae
Gene: NR2C2AP
Product: nuclear receptor 2C2 associated protein
Source: RefSeq, a predicted model, not a curated record